GGGGGGACAGCAGGUAUAAGAGGCUGGGGUGGCUGUAGGAGGGUGGAUGGCAGCAUGGAUUCUAGGCAGGCUGCUGCACUGCUGGUGCUGCUGCUGUUAAUAGACCAGGGCUGUGCUGAAGGGCCAGGAGGCCAGCAAGACCACCAGCUCCCCGCGGUAAGUGUGUGUCCCAUCCCCAUAUCACCAUUGCCUCUACCUCGGUUGAGACUUGUGCUCUAGGUUCUGAUACUUUCUCUGGCUGCCAAGGUUGCCAUUAGGUCCUCACAUCUGAGGAAAUGGUUCUGCAGCCUCCUACCCCUUGCCCCUGGAAGCCAGUCCCUUCCCUUUGUGACUUACAUGUCCAGGGUAUUUGCCCAUCUUCCUUCCCUGACACCCCCUUGGCACAGGAGGAAGACAGUGAACCCCUCCCGCCACAGGAUGCCCAGACCUCUGGGUCACUGUUGCGCUACCUGCUCCAGGCAAUGGAGAGACCUGGCCGGAGCCAAGCCUUCCUGUUUCAGCCCCAGAGGUUUGGCAGAAAUACCCGGGGAUCCUGGAGCAAUGAACGGCUGAGUCCCCGGGCUGGAGAGGGGCUGAAUUCCCAGUUCUGGAGCCUGGCUGCCCCUCAACGCUUUGGGAAGAAGUGACAUGUCAUCCCUUGAUAUGUUUGCAUGCAAGGCCCACACCCAAAAGUGUCAAUAUUUGCCCCCCAAAUAAAGUUGUCUGGCUUCUGAA
Messenger RNA from Chlorocebus sabaeus (green monkey), 714 nucleotides. RefSeq names its product neuropeptide FF-amide peptide precursor (gene NPFF). Gene Ontology annotation, cellular component: perikaryon; dendrite; axon terminus. Gene Ontology annotation, molecular function: G protein-coupled receptor binding; neuropeptide hormone activity. Gene Ontology annotation, biological process: excitatory postsynaptic potential. The record is from RefSeq and is a predicted model, not a curated record. NCBI's taxonomy places the organism in Eukaryota, Metazoa, Chordata, Mammalia, Primates, Cercopithecidae.